AUCGUUUAGAAUGGUGUAUACUAUAGUGAUUUGUGUAAUUUAAGUCUUAACGAAUCAACCGGUCGAUAGUAUUUUCUGCUGCUGAGGAUGUCAAACAUUCGUAUAAUUCAAGUCGUUUCUAUACGGCAACUGUACCAUAUAGUAGCUACUUAACAUUCACGCGUUCGAGACGUGUUCAUAUUGAAUUGUACAAGGAAAAGACAUCGAUUUGGAAGAUGUAUAAAUAUCUAUCGCUGUGCCAAGAAAGAGAGAAAUUUCGUACCCGGCUUGUUGAUAUGAUAAAGCAGAAAAGAAAGAAAGAAGAGGAAAAAGCGUUUCGCAGAAUUAAUACGUGUAUGCAAGAAAUAGAAGAAGAGGAAGAGAUGGACGAAGACAUAAUUCUAGAAAAUAAUGAUAAUGUUUUGCGAUACUACUAUUAUUUGACACAGGGUAUCGAUGAUGUUUACGUAGGAUCGAUGGACGUUGAUCUUCUAAUAAAUAUUCUAAAGCGUGUUCCAACCAAGUGGAAAGACAAAUUUAAAGAAUUGUUAAAUCGUUUAGUGAAAGAAGUGAAAGAGGAAUAUAUAUUAAGCGUGAAGAAGUCAGUCAUAGAAUUUGUUAUCGGAAACUCGGUAUAUUCUUCGUUAAAGCAGGUACGUUCUGCAUAUAGUACUUUUAAUUUACAACGUUCUUCGUAGUCUGAUAGGCAUAACAAAGAUUUAACAGUGAACGAGGGUCGUUCUGUUGCUGACUGUUAAUCGGCAGGAUCCUUUGUGAUGAAUCGAAUCUGUAUUAUUGCGGAUUCUCGAAUCUUGUUGGCUUAUAGGUGCCUUCGUUGCCUUCUCCGUUUCUAUUACCUAUCCGUAUACGUUAUAUGUAUGAUAAUUAAUAAUGUCGGGUCGCACAUUCUCUGCUAAUACGUAUAUUAAUGGAAACACAUAGAACGAGUGUACAUUUACUAAUGUCGACAUUAAUGUGUCCAUUAACGACAGGCGAUGGAAGAGGAAAAAUGAUACGAUAGAUACGAUAGAUAGAAUGAUACUUGAUAACUACUGUGAUUUCCAGUUUACUGCACUCGAAAACAAUGAACAAUUUGAAGGAAUACGACUUCCGAAAGAACACGAGGUUAAUUAUCGAUGGAACAGAGCGAGACUCGAAAGAAGAAUUAUAUUGUAUCGUCCAGUUGUACGACGGAUUUUCGAUUA
Bombus pyrosoma is the source of this 1184-nucleotide messenger RNA. Its product is annotated as dynein axonemal heavy chain 7-like. NCBI's taxonomy places the organism in Eukaryota, Metazoa, Arthropoda, Insecta, Hymenoptera, Apidae. The coding region runs from base 216 to 677 and encodes 153 amino acids. The record is from RefSeq and is a predicted model, not a curated record. The transcript has a single exon.